GCUCGUCACACAGUCACGCUGGCGUGGAGGGGCAACAGCGGAGGCAGAUCAUUCUGCUGAUCCCAGCACCUUUGCUUAUUAAGGGAAGCACCAGCACCUCCUUGAUCGCUUCCCUCCUCCCUUUUUUUUGCCAAUCGCCAUCCCACGACAGCCUACCCGGAGGAAAGGAGUCGGGGAGGGGAAAGCGAGGACACACCCGCACAUACUGUACCCGGUGUAUACACGGCGAGGAUGCUGCAGACAACAUGAGGUGUAUAUCAUCGACUGCCCCAAAUUGGAAUUUUUAUUUUUUUUACACAAGAUCUGAUUGUCGCAGCUGGUUCUUCACCUCUCUGGUACCAGCGUCCGGUCACUCACAUCAGAUAUGAAAAAGAUGUCUGCAGUCAGAUCCUAGGUGACAUCCUGUGGCCGUCAGGUCUUUACGGUGUUGAGCCCCCUCCCUCUCCUGGCCCCUGCCUGCAGUUUUCCAGGCUGCAGGACCCAAACUCACUGAAAAGUGCAGGCCUCCUCCCCCUGCAGAAUGACUGUUGCCACAGGCGACCCCUCUGACGAGGCGGCUGCGCACCCGGGGCACCCGCAGGACUACGACCCGGAGGCCGACCAUGAGUGUUGUGAGCGGGUGGUCAUCAACAUCUCAGGGCUGCGCUUUGAGACUCAACUCAAAACCCUCUCCCAGUUCCCGGAGACGCUGCUGGGGGACCCCAAAAAGAGGAUGCGGUACUUUGAUCCGCUGAGGAACGAGUACUUUUUCGACAGGAACAGACCCAGCUUUGACGCCAUAUUGUAUUAUUACCAAUCAGGGGGCCGGCUAAGACGGCCGGUGAAUGUCACGCUCGAUAUUUUCUCAGAGGAGAUCCGCUUUUACGAGCUGGGCGACGAGGCCAUCGAGAUAUUUCGAGAAGAUGAAGGUUUCAUCAAGGAGGAGGAGCGGCCUCUUCCUGACAAUGAGUUUCAGAGACAGGUGUGGCUGCUGUUUGAGUACCCAGAGAGCUCAGGUCCUGCUAGGAUUAUCGCCAUAAUCUCUGUCAUGGUCAUCCUGAUAUCUAUUGUCAGUUUCUGCUUGGAGACCCUCCCCAUUUUCCGCAACGAUGAUGACGAUAUGCACAAGUCUCACUCGAAAGUCUAUUCACCUGAGACCAACACCACGAUCAUCAGUUAUACUUCCACCUACUUCACCGACCCCUUCUUUAUCCUGGAGACUCUCUGCAUUAUAUGGUUCUCCUUUGAGUUUCUAGUGCGCUUCUUUGCCUGCCCGAGCAAAGCGGGCUUUUUUGGUAACAUAAUGAACAUUAUUGAUAUAGUUGCUAUCAUCCCUUACUUCAUCACUCUCGGCACAGAGCUCGCAGACAGGCCGGAGGAUGGUCAAGCGGGUCAGCAAGCCAUGUCCUUAGCCAUUCUCAGGGUCAUCCGCUUAGUACGAGUCUUCAGAAUUUUCAAGCUCUCCCGUCACUCCAAGGGGCUUCAGAUUUUGGGUCAAACCUUGAAAGCCAGUAUGAGAGAGCUCGGCCUGCUCAUUUUCUUCCUCUUCAUUGGAGUCAUCCUCUUCUCAAGCGCCGUUUACUUUGCCGAAGCAGAUGAGCCGGAGUCACAGUUCGAAAGCAUCCCGGAUGCGUUUUGGUGGGCGGUGGUGUCCAUGACAACAGUUGGCUAUGGUGAUAUGGUCCCAACGACGAUCGGUGGCAAAAUCGUCGGUUCUCUCUGCGCCAUCGCAGGUGUGCUGACCAUCGCCUUGCCCGUGCCUGUCAUUGUGUCCAACUUCAACUACUUCUACCACCGUGAGACGGAAGGGGAAGAGCAGGCGCAGUACUUGCAGGUCAACGUUCCCAAAGCCGACUCGGCCGAGGAGCUGAAGAAGAGCCGGAGCGGCUCCACCAUCAGCAAAUCGGACUAUAUGGAGAUCCAGGAGGCUGUGAACAACAGUAACGAGGACUUUCAGGAGGAGAACCUUAAGACGGCCAACUGCACGCUGGCCAACACAAACUAUGUAAACAUCACCAAAAUGCUCACAGACGUGUAGUCGUCUGCUGUUUUCCUCCCUUUCAAAGCGGGAAACGCGGAGCCGAGCAACCGGACGGGACAGGUGUACAGCCUCCCACUUCUCGUGUGCUGGAAAAAUCAAGGCAAUAGAAUCAGGAAGGUGAUGAUGAUUGACAGUGAAAAAAAAAAAUUACAAAGACCAUCCGCUCACUCCUUGCUCAUCCUGUCUUUAUCCCUCACAACUUGCCCUUAAAACUCCUGAAAACUGUCAAAGUGAAAUUUGAAAAUUUCUGCAUGGAGUUGGCUUUUUUUUUGUGUGUGUG
Plectropomus leopardus (leopard coralgrouper) is the source of this 2300-nucleotide messenger RNA. RefSeq names its product potassium voltage-gated channel subfamily A member 2. The record is from RefSeq and is a predicted model, not a curated record. Gene Ontology annotation, molecular function: delayed rectifier potassium channel activity; protein binding. Gene Ontology annotation, biological process: action potential; potassium ion transmembrane transport; protein homooligomerization. NCBI's taxonomy places the organism in Eukaryota, Metazoa, Chordata, Actinopteri, Perciformes, Serranidae. Gene Ontology annotation, cellular component: dendrite; voltage-gated potassium channel complex; membrane.